GAGGUGCGCCCGAAAUAUUUUCGUGCCUCGUCCGCUGUUGUACCUCUAGAGACGUGAUAGGUUAUAACUCGGACGUACGUCGUACAUAUAACCUAUUAUAAAAUAAUAAAUAUAUAUUUAUUGUUACAAUUCCCGAUUCCGAUACUUUCUUCGUCGGUAAUUAUAAGUUCUUGAACAAACUUUAUACAUAAGUGAUAAUACAAAUUAGGUUGAAAAAACAAUGAACAAACGACAUGAAAAAAGGCAACACUCCUGUUGUAAAGAGGAAGAGAAAAAUAUCAGUGAAAGUGAAGAUGAGGAAUAUUUAGAAGAAGAAGAAGAAAUUCCAUAUUUUGAAAAUUCCUCUGAAAGUGAACCUGAAAUUGAAUGUGAUGAAUGGGAUCUUGACUCUCAGAUAUUAUCUAUUACUUCAAGCAAUUUAAAAAAUAUUAAAGGGUGUCAUUUAAUGGCUACCUGUCAAAAUGAUCCCAAUCUCAUACCUAAAAAAAAAUUAAAAUUACAACUAACUUUUAAUACAAAGCUUACCGAAUCUUCUAUGAUGAAAAUUUUACAAACUCAUUUUAAGCAAAACUUGCCAAUGACAAAUGGAAGUGUCACAUUGCUUACAAAUCCUUUUAAAGUUUUCAUCAUAAAUAAUUUGAUCAAUACAGAGACAGUAUUGAAGGAGCUAAGAUUGGAAUUAUAUGAUUUGUAUUUUAAUUUGAGAAAUAUGGAUCUAUAUGAAUUUUUUCAAUCUAAGGACCUACAGUAUUUAAAAAAUUCUAAACAUAUUGAAAAUAUUUAUGAAUUUUUGAGAACUGACAUUAUGAAUUGGAUCUCAGAUAUAACAGAUUAUAAACUCACUCACAUGUCAGCAACUUGUAGUUUAUACACUAACACUGAUUACCUUUUGAUACAUGAUGACCAAAGAGAAGAUAGAAUGGUAGCAUUUAUUUUGUAUCUGGUAGAUGAUUUCCAGUUUGCCAAAAAUGAUGGUGGUGCCCUGCAGCUUUUUUCAAAAGAUGAAUAUGGGCAACCCAAGGAGGUUGUUAAUGAACUUUUACCAACUAAUAAUCGGUUAAUCAUAUUUCCUGUUACUUAUGAUUCUUAUCAUCAAGUUGCAGAAGUAACUAGCCUAAAUAAAUACAGAUUAUCAAUAAAUGGAUGGUUUCAUACUAAAAAGCCACCAGUAUUCACUACACCUUUAUAUGUUACUCCAUCAGAAGGUUUAUACAGCCAAAAUUAUUUACAUUCUAAAGCUGUUGAUAUUAAUUUGGAAUCAUGGAUCAAUGAUGAAUAUUUAGAUCCCAAAGCUAUUAGAUUGAUUCAGAAACAUGUAGAGGAAAACUCUGAGAUUUCAUUGAGAAAUUUUUUUAAAAAAGAAUCAUUCCAGGAAGUUUCAGAAAAUUUACAACAAAAUGAAAUAAUUUGGAAAAAAACCAGUCCAAUUAACAGAUACAAUUAUGAAGUAGCAGGGAUUUCACAACUACCACAUACAAUUGAACGAUUUAUAAGCUUAUUUCAGUCCAGUCAGAUGUUCAAAUUGCUUCAGCAAUACACUGAUUUAGAACUGGGCAAUAAUAAGGCAGUCAUGAAAUUUGAGUUGCAAAGAUGGAGACCUGGAAAUUAUGCGCUAUUAACGGAAGAAUACGACUGGAAAAUAAAAAACGAGCUAGAUCUUAUAAUGUAUUUUGGAUGCAAAACUCCAACUGAUGUUAUAGGGGCAAGAACCCACUAUGUGACGAUAGAAGACGAAGUUCAAAACGCACUCAUAACAAUCGAACCGCAAGACAAUAAUUUAAAUAUUGUAUAUAGAGAUAGUGCUAGAUUUACCAAAUACUUUAGCAAGCAGAGUAAAUGUCAUUGCUUUUAUAUGUUAAUUUGUUCUUAUUCAGAAUAAAGUAGGUUACAUGUCAUACUA
Anthonomus grandis grandis is the source of this 1900-nucleotide messenger RNA. RefSeq names its product prolyl 3-hydroxylase OGFOD1 (gene sud1). The record is from RefSeq and is a predicted model, not a curated record. Gene Ontology annotation, molecular function: peptidyl-proline dioxygenase activity; iron ion binding; L-ascorbic acid binding. NCBI's taxonomy places the organism in Eukaryota, Metazoa, Arthropoda, Insecta, Coleoptera, Curculionidae. Gene Ontology annotation, cellular component: cytoplasm. Gene Ontology annotation, biological process: peptidyl-proline hydroxylation; regulation of translational termination. The transcript is spliced from 6 exons. Bases 221 to 1879 code for a protein of 552 amino acids.